This is a messenger RNA of Effrenium voratum, 2087 nucleotides long. The record is from the annotation of a GenBank genome assembly. Lineage: Eukaryota; Dinophyceae; Suessiales; Symbiodiniaceae.
GCCUGACGUUUAGCUCUUCGCCUCUCGCGGCAUUCGUCGGCGCCAUGUGCCGCUUUGACGCGCACCGGGCCAUGACGUCCUGCAGCAAAGCCCUGCAGUGGGAAUCGGCGGUGGAUGUCCUCACGACGCUGCAGCACGAAGGGCUGCAAGGAGACGCGGUGCUCGUGAGCCGCGCCGUGAGCUGCGCUGAGAAGCGGCGCCGCUGGCGCCAGGCGCUGAGGACGUGGUCGGAGCACGCGCAGCGGGGAUCGUCGCGCGAGUCGGCGGACCCGGCGCCGUGCAACGCGGCCAUCAGCGCUUGUGACAAGGGAGGGCAGUGGCACUUGUCUCUGGAGCUUUUGCAGCAGCUCACAGCUGAAGGCCUGCAGGCGGACGCGGUGUCCUUCUGCGCGGCGCUGGCGGCGCUGCGCUUCGCCUGGCGCCGGGCGCUGGAGCUGCUGCGCCGGAUGCAGGACAGGCGCCUGGAGGGCAACGCGUUCACCUAUAGCGCCGCCAUCAGCGCAUGCGAGAAGGGACAGCGGUGGCAGCUGGCGCUGCACUUUUUGGCGGAGCUCCAAAAGCGGCGCCUGGCGGAUGUGGUGGCCUACGGCGCAGCCAUCAGCGCCUGCGAGAAAGGCCUGCAAUGGGAGUGGGCGCUGUUCCUUCUCUGCGCUGCCGUCUCUUUGGGCGCCACACCCAAAUUGCUAGUGAGCUUCAGCGCCGGCGUGAGCGCCUGCGAGAAGGCCUGCCGCUGGUCCUGGGCCCUGCACCUCCUCUCGGAGCUGCGGCCGCGGCGGAUGGCGCCGGACACCGCGGCGCAGAACGCGGCGCUCAGCGCCUGCCGGGGAGAAAGGUGGCAGAGGACACUUCAGCUGCUGUCUGACAUGAAGGGCUCCAGCAACGUGAUCAGCUUCAAUGCCUCCAUCAGCAGCAUGUGCCGCUGGGCUGAAGCGGUGCAGCUCUUGCGAGAGCUUCUUCAGAGGCUGCGGCCGGACGCCAUCAGCUUCAACGCGGCGUUGGGCGGCGAGUGGCGCAGAUGCGGCACGCUGCUGGGGCAGAUGCGGCGCAGCGCGCUGCGCGCCACCGGCGUCUCCCUGCAGGAGGCCAUCGGCUGCUCGGACUGGGCUGGGGCCUUGCGGCUCCUUCCGGCGGGGGCGGGGUCGGCGGGUUCGCCCGGGGCGGCGGUGCUGGGCGCCGCCGCCAGCGCCGCGGAGCGAGGCAGCCAGUGGCAGUGGUCGCUGCGCCUGGCGCCGCGCGCGGGCUCCUCGGGCUCCGCGGUGGGCUGCAGCGCCGCCAUCAGCUCCUGCGCCGCGCGCCGCGCCUGGCGCCGCUCGCUGCAGCUGCUGCGGCAGCUGCGCGCGGACCAGGACGUGAUCGCCUUCAACGCCUGCGUCAGCGCCUGCCAAGCCUCCUGGCAGGUCUGCUUGAGCCUGCGGGCGGAGAUGCUGGCGCGGCUGCGGGGAACGGUCAUCUCCUACAAUGCCUGCAUCGACGCAUGUCAGAGGGGCACACAAUGGCGCUGGGCCCUGCUCCUGCUGCAGGACAUGGAGGAGAAGCUUCUGGAACCAGUGGCGGUCACCGUGCAGUCUGCCCUCCUCGCGCUGCAAAAGGCCUCUUUGCUGGCCACCGCAGUGCCGCUGCUGGCGCGGCUGACCUUCCCGGCAUCCUUGGAGCCCGAAAGAAGCGCAGUGGAUCGACCCCUGAACCUUUCGGCAGUGCCCGUGGGGGAGACUGCGCCGCCAGUGCAGCAGUUCAAUCCGGAGCAGGGCCUGUCGCAUGCCAUCUCGCUGGCAAUGCGCGAGCAGUACGCUGAAGGCUGCUCCAUCUAUGUGGGAGGGCUAGAGGGAGAGGACGAGAUGUACCCGGAGCAGCUCUACGAGCACUUCAAGGAGUGCGGCGAGGUGAAGCGCGUGUGCAUCAAAAUCGACAAGAUGUCUGGAGAAAGGUUGGGCCACGCCUAUGUGGACUUUGCCGAGGAGUCUCAGGCGGAGGCAGAUCGAAGCAGGACACGUGACAUUGCAGAAAUUAUCAUGAAUUCACCUGAGAACGCCACCAUUGUUGUGGCUUUGUCGUGCAUUCCCGAAUCCACGCCGUGCACAUGUACCUAG